UUGCAGGUGUGGACUGAUAUCGAUCUGGAAGACCUCGUUCGAAUACUCACGCUGCCGAAAUUUGGUAAUUUGGAACAACUGAAGAAUGCAGUACGCUCGGUGAUUAUCGAUUUGCAUUAUGAUCGAUUCCAGAGGGAGUAUAACCAACAUUCGACCGGUAUGCGAUGUGCUUUGUACCGAGAACUGAUAGCCACCGGCAACCUGAGUGAAAAUUUAAAAUCACUGCCAAGCGAACUCGAUCUGCUCGAAGAGAUGAGGAUCAAGAAGAGCUUCGUCAAGAAAACGAUGACCACUAACGAUGUGUGA
Molecule: messenger RNA, 306 nt
Organism: Gongylonema pulchrum
Lineage: Eukaryota; Metazoa; Nematoda; Chromadorea; Rhabditida; Gongylonematidae
Source: the annotation of a GenBank genome assembly